This is a messenger RNA of Pimephales promelas (fathead minnow), 2895 nucleotides long. RefSeq names its product AT-rich interactive domain-containing protein 3B. Lineage: Eukaryota; Metazoa; Chordata; Actinopteri; Cypriniformes; Leuciscidae. Gene Ontology annotation, biological process: regulation of transcription by RNA polymerase II. Gene Ontology annotation, molecular function: DNA binding. Gene Ontology annotation, cellular component: nucleus. The record is from RefSeq and is a predicted model, not a curated record.
CGCCAGAGACGCGAGCACAGAGCGGAAGGGACUGGAGCUGAUUCUGCAGGGAGUUGAACGCCGGGCGUCUCGGAGUGUGUGUGUGUGUGUGUGUAUGUGUGUGAUCACGGUUCUGCUCGCUUUAAACGGAGCGCACCGGAGUGUCACGCGCUCGCUCGCCGGAGGAACGGGAAAGCGCCGCCGGUGCGCGUGCACACAAUUCACCGAGGGUUACCGAGUGGAAGAGCCGAGAGGAACGGAACGGAACGGAACGGAACGCAGGAAUGGUAGAUAACAGCAGCAAAACACAGAUGGAGGCCGGUUUGUCGGGUGGCCUGAAGCUGGAGGCCAUGAUGGAGCAUCUCCAGCGGCAGCAACAGGCGCGAGUGGAGAACGAGCACAAGGAGCGACGGCUUCGAGAAGCUCACAUCAUGUACGCGCAGCAGGUCGCGGCUCAACAGGCCAUACUAGCCGCCGCUAGGGCUUCUGGAGCCGGUUUCAUGAGCAGCGGACAGCUCUCUCAGCUCUCCCUCGGCUCCAAUCAGAGCAGCGUCGAGGACGAGCGCGGGCGAGACUCGGAUGACGAGGAUGAGGAUGAUGAGAUGAUGGAGGGCGAUGAAGGCAGCGAGGAAGACGAGCGCACGCCGAGUGGACUGGAGUUUCUCAGGAAUCAGACGCUCGCGCUUCAACGGGGAGCCGUACGUUUACCCGGACGCCCGAUCGCAAGCUUCCCGGACCCCAGAAGAGACCCGUCGCCCACCGUCAGGGUGAAGCAAGAACCCGAGGACGAUCUCUCGCCCGUCGAGCGCCCUUCUGCCGCGUCGCCCAGCGCACACGCGGAGUGGAGCUACGACGAGCACUUUAAAGUGAACGGCGGGGUGUCCUGGCCGGAUGAUGCGGAUGGCGCUCGUGGGAGAGGAGAAGCAUCCAGAGAUUUCGCCAAGUUAUAUGAGCUGGAUAACGACCCGAACAGGAAGGAGUUCCUCGAUGACCUUUUCACCUUCAUGCAGAAACGAGGGACUCCGGUGAACCGGAUCCCCAUCAUGGCGAAGCAGGUCCUGGAUCUGUUCAUGCUGUAUAAACUGGUGACGGAGAAGGGCGGACUGGUGGAGGUCAUCAACAAGAAGAUCUGGAGAGAGAUCACCAAGGGUCUGAACCUGCCCACCUCCAUCACCAGCGCCGCCUUCACGCUGCGCACACAGUAUAUGAAGUACCUGUAUCCGUACGAGUGUGAGCGGAAGGCGUUGAGUUCUCCCGGUGAGCUCCAGGCCGCCAUCGACAGCAACCGGCGCGAAGGCCGUCGGCCCAGUUACAGCAACAGCCUGUUCCGCUUUAGCUCUGGCUCCGCCCCCGGCUCCGCCCCCCACAUCAUGACCUCUCCCAAGAUGCAUCUGUCGGCACUCGGGGCCCUGAACGGACUUCCAGGACCGUCUCUGAAGAAGGGACUGGAGGACGGCGUCUCCUCUCUGCUGGCGGGCCGCUCUCCCUCGCUCUCUCUGGCUCUCGGGCCCCAGGCGGGUUUGAGGGCCUCCACGCUGGAUCAUCUCCGAGAGAAGCUGGAGACGGAGGCGCCGGAGAGGAAGAUGAUCCGCCUGGCUGAGGAGCAGCAGAGACUCAUGCAUCAGGCCUUCCAGCACAACCUGAUGGCCAUGGCCUCGCAGAUGCCCAUGAACCUGCGGCUCGGGGCGCCGGCCAGGGAAGAGAAGCAGGAUCUGGCCAUGAGUAUUUCCUCCACCGGAGCAGCGAGUAUCAGCGUGUCAGUGGAAGUCAACGGCAUCAUUUACUCAGGAAAUCUGUUCGCGCAGAAGUCGGCGUCUGCAUCUGCGGGUGUGUGUGUGUCUCACGCUCCUCCGGCUCGACCCUUCUCUAGCUCCGCCCCCAGCCAAAGCCCCGCCUCUUCCGCUUCCCCCAAGGGGCGGAGCUCCGCGGAACCGUCCACCAGCGGCUCCCCGUAACCCGAGCCGACCGCAAACUGUUGCACAAUCAGUACCUCAUUCUCUGCUGUCGACAUCGGCUGUCCGCGUGUUCGGAAACACACUCGCGUACAUGGACGCAUGUGCAUAAAAGAGCAUCGCUGGGCCUCAUUCAGGAAUCACAAGUUAACCGUUCAAAAACACUCGCACUGUAAGUUUAUUUAUGUGGCACAUUUCAUACACGAUGGUAAAAGUGCUUUACAUAGAAAGGAAUUAAGAUAAUCAAGAGAUAUACAUGUUUCUAAAACCUCACAAUCAAUUUAAUGUAAGAAUGGAUUAAUGUGCUUGUGUUUCACGAACGACGCCCGGCGUUUAAGAAAACGCUAAAAACAAUCAGAACGUUCAGCCAAACGACGGGCAGGUUUUACAGAACUUGAAGAUUUUUAUUUAGAGUGUGUUUCGAUCUGUCUUCUGAUUGUUUUCGUGACUUUUUAACUUUUUCUCUCAAGUUUUCCUCAUUUUACAUUCAUACCUCAAGCAUUCAGCGGUGGAACGUUACGGGAAUGUCUUUUACCUCAGGAUCUGUAGUUCAGACCUUUUCUGAAUGAGUUUUUAUUUUAGUUGUUUUUAGUAUCGAUUUGAAUUCGUCAGAAUCAGAAAUGCUGACGUGGUUUUAUGACGGGACCUCACUGACUCUCUUCUAUGCAUCCGUCUGGACCCGAGGAAAGGGAUCGCUAGGGAAGAGGAAUUCCCAGGAUCUUCUAUACGGUUCUCUCAAACGUUUGAUGACUUCGGAGCCCGUCUGUCUCUCAGAACAACAGUCGAAUACCUCAGAAACCAGCUGAAUGUCUCAGUCGAUGUGUGAACGAGCGAUCGGCACGCUGUGGGAUCUGCUCAUACGUUUAUUUCAUCUGGAUCUCAGGGCAACUUUUAAAUAUAUAUGGGUGAAUCUCAUGAAGAAAAAAAAAAUAUAUAUAUAUAUAUUAGGGCUGUCAAACGAUUA